Messenger RNA from Leptidea sinapis, 2141 nucleotides. RefSeq names its product neutral and basic amino acid transport protein rBAT (gene CD98hc). The record is from RefSeq and is a predicted model, not a curated record. Gene Ontology annotation, biological process: carbohydrate metabolic process; amino acid transport. NCBI's taxonomy places the organism in Eukaryota, Metazoa, Arthropoda, Insecta, Lepidoptera, Pieridae. The transcript has 12 exons. The coding region runs from base 161 to 2029 and encodes 622 amino acids.
GUAGGGUGGGGCGGCGCUUCUCUGUUCCGCGCCUUCUUGAUUUUCAUUCGACUCUUAUUAACACAAAUGAUAAGUGUAAAUUUUAUUUUUCCUUUGUAACAGAUUUACUUUUAUCUCAAUAUUGUAAAGCAAAUAAGUACAGUGGUACGGGUAAAUCAAGAUGUCGGAGACUCGAAAGAAUCAUCUAUCCAUAGAUGGUGGGCAGUUGAAAGAAGAUGAUCAUGUUUCUUCAUAUAAACCUAUACCAGAUUCAGAUGGAGACUUCCGCAAAUCAAAGACGAGCAUCCACAAGUCCAAGGAGAAGCUCCCGAACGACGAGGCCGAGGAGAAACUGCUCCAGAAGGAAGACGAGUCGAAAAUAACCACGCGGGUGGACAUGGCUGAUGCCAAGUAUGUGGUGGGUGAUCACCGGAACGGAGACGCCAAGAUUGAACUGGACGCUAACAAGAGACAAUUCGUCGGUCUCACUAAGGAGGAGCUGAUGAAGUACGCAGACGACCCGUUCUGGGUGCGCCUGCGCUGGUUCAUGUUCGUGCUGUUCUGGGCUCUGUGGGUCGGCAUGUUGGUCGGCGCGGUGACCAUCAUCGUGCUGGUUCCCAAGUGUGCGGCGCCACCCCCGCGUACCUGGUUCGAGAAGGGGCCCCUAGUGGAUCUGUCAUCUGAAGACCUUCAGGCCGUCGAAGCUGACCUACCAUUAAUGCAGAGCGCCCAUGUCGCCGGAGCCUUCGUGGUCCCCUGCAAGGAUUCGUACGAAGUGCUCGAGGAUAACUCUAGCUGUCUUCAGGCAUUCAAGGAUUUCGUUGGCAAGGCCAAGAAGCUUGGCGUAAAAGUGAUUGUGGAUCUUACUGCCAACUUUGUGUCCACAUCACACCAAUGGUUCCAGUUGAGUGAGAACCGCUCUGAACCAUUCAGCAACUACUUCUUGUGGGCUCCGGGAAAAGACCUUGAUGAAGACCAGAAUUCAGAAUUACCUGAUUUGCCUCAAAAAUGGGUGCCAACUCCCAACCACCCGGCCUGGACUUGGAGCGACAAACGCAAGGAGUUCUAUCUGCACCAAUUUGGAGCCGACCUACCUGAUCUUAACUUCUCCAACCAAGAUGUGGUGAAACACUUUGAUGAUGUCAUCACACGGUGGAUGAAGGCUGGCGCUGAUGGCAUCAGACUAAACAAGACCCGCCACAUGGCCAUCAACAGUCAGCUGGGCAAGGAGCAGCCCCGCGUGUCCGAGAGCCCCGGCGAGGUGCCGCUGUGGUCGGACCGGCUCGUGACGGACGGACUCGCGCUGCGGGAGCUGCUGGCGCACUGGGCACACCUCACGGACCUGGCCGCCACGCCGCCCUCUCUCGGUGAGUCUGUGUUCACACUGGCUGAGACCGCAGACGUGGACGUAGAGGCGUGGCUGAACCGCAACGCGUCGCUGCCGCUGCGGCCGCCGUGCGGCGCGCCGCUCACUGUCGCGGCGGGAGACGCGGCUGUGGCGGCCGCCUCCACCAUCAACCGAUACAGGAAAUUAGGCUGGAUCGCCAUUCAGCUGAAGUCUGCGGAGAAGACCGAUGACGAGCUGGCCGCCUUCUCGCUCCUGUUGCCGGCCGCACCCGUCUGGAGCACCGCACAGCUGCGGGACGCGGACAACGGAACUGUCCACAGUAAGUGGUUGGAGAAGGCCGUGUCGCUGCGGAACGAUGCCAGCGUCAUGUACGGCGUGACGGUCAUCGACACCGUGACGGCCGUGCGGGACACUGAAGACGGAGACAACUCCACGGUGACCCUACUUGCCUGCACCAGAUGGCAGGCGGGUCACAAGGGCUACGUGGCCGUGUACAACCCCAGCGCGGAGGCCGCUCGGGCCCGUCUCGCCCCGCUCGCCCCGCACCUGCCCGCCAGGCUGGAGCCAUUCUACUGGUCGCCGCGCACAUUCGGCUACACCAAUUACACAUUCCACACGGCGGUGGACGUGAACAAUGCCCUGGUGCCGCCGCGUGCCACCGUACUGUUCUCCUUCAUAGUGGACGCCAGCGCCGCGGACUAACGUUCCGCCAUCUUUGAAUUUUAUGACGCAUUCAAAUUAAAUAUUAACAUUUUGUUUUUCAAUUGACACGUUUGUGGAACAUGCUUAUUAAAAUAUUUGAGAAAUAUAACAA